Messenger RNA from Dermacentor silvarum, 2159 nucleotides. RefSeq lists its product as uncharacterized. The transcript is spliced from 5 exons. The record is from RefSeq and is a predicted model, not a curated record. NCBI's taxonomy places the organism in Eukaryota, Metazoa, Arthropoda, Arachnida, Ixodida, Ixodidae. The coding region runs from base 1 to 741 and encodes 246 amino acids.
AUGACAGUCGAGAAGAUGAUGGCACCGAAACAAGUCGCCGUUGGCGUUGUGCUGCUCGUGGUCUGUUUGACAGGUGGGUGCCGAGCCCAGCUCAAGGAUGGCUGCAAAAUAGAGACCCUGCGUGAGUGCGGCGACGACUUCGUGCCCUACGGCAAGACGACGAAGCUUCCGGCCACAGGACAGCCGUUGACGGAGCUGUGCGAGAGUGAAAAGCGACAGAUCGAGUGCAGUCUCAAAUUCGUCGACGACUGCCUGAAGCGUCUGCCGAAGACAGCUGCUUCAUUGGCGCUUAAGACGCUGAAGGAAGACAUUGGUGCCAUCUGUACUCCGGGCACCGACCUACAUAAAGAUUACCAGAAAGCCAUCAGCUGCAUGAACUCCGUUGGUACAAAAAUCAACGCCUGCUUGAGAGGUCUCCACGGCGGUUUGGAAAGAGCCGUUGUCAAGGCGCCAACCAAAGAAGUCAUCCACUACGCCUGUUGCUCGUAUGGUGACGUGGAGGACUGCCUCGGCAAGGCCCUGACGCAGUGCGAACGCGUUGGUGCCAAGAAGCUCACGAUCGGCCUGCUGGAGCACGUUUUCGGCGAGACCCUGAGCCUGGUGUGCGACGACUACACCAGGGGAUCGCACGCUUGCAAGUCUCAGCCGAAACUGCCGGCACUUGGCCCCACGGACCGCAAGGUCGAGAACUACAUCGAGCUCCUCAUCGAGGCUGCAAACACGAUCGGCCGCAAGAACUAGCGCGAAACGAACUCAGACGCGUUUUGUGCAAAUAAUUUGCUUUUGUUUACGCAAAUAUUUUCUUCGACUUCAUUUUAUAUAACUUUGUUGAGCGAGGACUCCAACGUGGCACAUUGCGACACUACAUUGACAGGACAAUAUUUCUACGCAAAGCACCAAUUACGAAAGAAACAAACUUGAUCGGGAUCGCUGCUAGCCUGCUGGCUUUGCAAUUAAUUGUCUCUUAUAUGCUUUAAUUUAAUUUGAUUGCCUGAGAAGUAUGCAGAGCGGGAUUUGUGUUCUCUUGCAUGGAGGCGUGGCGUCAUAUGGAUCUGAAUUUCCAACUUUCGCGCUAUCUGCGAUGGGCUGGUGGAGCUCGGCCCCUCGAAGGAACCUUCGGACGGUGCCGGGCUGUGCGAAUCUAUUUCUAAAUUAUAAAUUUCACGUCUACCUGGCUUUAUGCCGUAUCUCUCACAUCAAAAUAUUUAGAUUUUUCAGGGAAGAUGAAGCAGCAGCAAGUUUUAGUCUACUGAGCCUGCAGAAACAUUCUCAAGGAAGGUAAUGCAGAACUUCGCAACACCUUUUUUAAUUCCAGCGUACAGUUUCCCCUGACACAGCUCGCCAUUUUGGACCUGGGGCUGCAACUAUAGCCCUUCGGGAUCAAGCCCGGUGGGCGGCGGAGGCCAGUGGGGCCCGGGACGGAGAGCCCCACCCAUUAUAGAGUAUAUGACCCCUUCCCCUUUCUUCCGUUUGAAUAAUGUCAUUCAUUCAUUCAUUCAUUCAUUCCCCUGACGUAGACUGUAAUUAAAAGCGAUAUCUUUGUUUUGCUACUUCGGCCACUUCGGAUGGUUGGAUGAUUUCGCACAAUAUACAAUGACACAUACUCAGUGAGCCAUGUGUUGGACUAGCUUGGACUACUGGGUGUGUGCUGGCUGAUGUAUUUCCGAGCAGACAACAUGGCCAACUGGGUAUAUCGCUGAAUAAAGAGCUUCCUGCUGGAUACUGUCUGGUAUAAUAAUAAACGAACUUGCAGCCAGGAUACCAGGGAUAGGAGGGGUUGCUAUGGAGUUUCAACUGGGGUGAAAGGAUUUCACCAAAUUACACUGUGUCAUGGUAUCCUUCAGCAAUGUGGUUGGCAGCGAAAUUGCUACUUUUUGCGUCUGCUGAUGAGCUCAUAAAGUCUCGUGAUUCACCGGUGGCAUGGUGAUAUGCAGGACGGAUACACAGGGAAGCUAUGAUUGAUUUUGAGAACAUUCUUCUAUGCUUUCUUCCACACUUCUUCUUUCCCUCUUUAUUUCUCGAUGACUAGCUAGUUCUGACUGACACCUGCCGUGGAAAAUAGAGAGUCACUGAACAUGAGCAAAAUGUCUGUGGACAAAGCGUGUGUGGAUAGAAACAAAUAUGACACCAAGAAUGCUCGAAGCGCGGCAUUUUUGCGU